AUGGAACGCUUUGUCCGCGUUCCCUGUGGCUUAUACCAGGGCUAUGGGAAUACGAUGCCUUUGGGCCAGCCAGGACUCUAUGAACACAAACAGCCUGACUGGAGGCGAAACACUGGUCCCCCCACUUUCCUGGCCAGGCCUGGGUUGCUGGUGCCCGCAAAUGCCUCUGACUACUAUAUGGACCCUUACAAGAGGGCGCAGCUUAAGGCCAUUCUCUCCCAGAUGAACCCCAGCCUGAGCCUGCGGCUUUGCAAGGCCAACACCAAGGAGGUGGGGGUGCAGGUGAGUCCGCGGGUGGACAAGUCCGUGCAGUGCUCGCUGGGUUCUCGCACCUUGCGCAGCCGCUCCCCUUGGAGCAGCUCAGGUCACAAGGUACCCCUGCCGGCAUGGGGAGUCUAUUCACCAGUGAUAGGUCGCAGGGGCUUGAUCCAGCCGCGAAAGGAGGGGGAAGACCAGGAGAGGAAGGCACUUUUGGGUCCUGCGGAGGCCAGCCAGCAGCAGCAGCAGUCACCACCAAUGCCAAGGUCUGAAGAGGACAAACAGGAGGAGCUUUGCCAGCAUGGGUUGGGGGAGGAAGGUACCCCAAACCCUCAGGAAGGGAAGAGCAAGCAGACACAGGGAGUCGGUGGAGCAGAUCUGCUCCGGAAACCCAACUUCCAGUUUUUGGAACCAAAAUAUGGCUAUUUUCACUGUAAAGAUUGUAAGACCAGAUGGGAGAGUGCUUAUGUGUGGUGCAUUUCUGGAACUAAUAAGGUUUAUUUCAAACAACUGUGUUGCAAAUGCCAAAAGAGUUUUAACCCUUACCGAGUAGAAGCAAUCCAAUGUCAGACCUGUUCAAAGUCUCGUUGUUCCUGUCCUCAAAAGAAAAGACACAUUGAUCUAAGGAGGCCGCAUCGACAGGAACUGUGUGGUCGCUGCAAAGACAAGAGAUUCUCCUGUGGCAAUACUUACAGCUUUAAAUACAUCAUGUGACAGGCAGUAUGACUUGUACAGGACACCCAAACUUUCCUUGUAACUUACGGUACUGUUCCUUUUUUGCAACUUAGCUCUGACCUGGUAUUGGAAA
This is a messenger RNA of Lynx canadensis (Canada lynx), 1066 nucleotides long. RefSeq names its product zygote arrest 1 like (gene ZAR1L). Lineage: Eukaryota; Metazoa; Chordata; Mammalia; Carnivora; Felidae. Gene Ontology annotation, biological process: translation. Gene Ontology annotation, cellular component: cytoplasm. The record is from RefSeq and is a predicted model, not a curated record. Gene Ontology annotation, molecular function: mRNA base-pairing post-transcriptional repressor activity. The transcript has 4 exons. The coding region runs from base 1 to 972 and encodes 323 amino acids.